CAAGUCGCGGCGCUGUUGGCACUUUUCGUAUAUACAUUGUGAAGUGAAAUAGUCAUUUCUCCGGUGUUAUUGGUUAACCAACCUGAGAGAAGGAUGAAGUAUUACAUCUUUUCUGCAAUCAUUGCCACGAUCCUGGCCACAACAUGGGCCGAGGAGACGACGGAGGCAGCACGCUUGCUGGUAUCGAAACAAAUACUAAAUAAGUAUCUUGUUGAAAAUAUGGACAUUAUCAUUAAGUACACAGUUCACAAUGUAGGCAAUAUUGCUGCUCUAGAAGUUGAAAUUACAGAUAAUUCAUUCCACCCUGAUAACUUUGUUCAUGUGAGUGGUGAAUUAAAUGCAAGGAUCGACCGUGUCCCACCUUAUACGAAUGUCAGUCAUACUGUCGUUGUGAGACCUCGCAAAUAUGGGUACUAUAACUUCACGGAGGCUGAAGUACUAUAUCGUCACAAAGAAGAUGCCCCCAGGUUACAGGUUGCUGUAAGCAGUGAACCUGGUUCAGGAUUUAUUGUAUCAUUCCGAGAUUAUGAUAAGAAAUUUUCUUCACAUGUGAUUGACUGGCUCGCAUUCGCAGUAAUGACAUUGCCCUCGUUAGCUAUUCCAUUUGCACUGUGGUAUUCUAGUAAGCGGAAAUAUGAAAAGCUUUCAAAAAGUUUUAAGAAGCAUUGAAAAAUAUCAUAAAAGGGAACUUGGUAACACUGUGCAGUGAUUACAUUCAACAUCAUUUAAACAAAUUAUAUUUUCUUGUGCGACUGAGAAAUGUGUGACUGUUCCAUUAUACAUAUUUACCUUUUUAAUAAACAUUAUUUAUAAUA
This is a messenger RNA of Orussus abietinus, 815 nucleotides long. It is a transcript of the gene SsRbeta, whose product is annotated as translocon-associated protein subunit beta. The transcript has 4 exons. The record is from RefSeq and is a predicted model, not a curated record. NCBI's taxonomy places the organism in Eukaryota, Metazoa, Arthropoda, Insecta, Hymenoptera, Orussidae. Gene Ontology annotation, cellular component: endoplasmic reticulum; membrane. Bases 94 to 669 code for a protein of 191 amino acids.